Molecule: messenger RNA, 1248 nt
Organism: Symbiodinium sp. CCMP2592
Lineage: Eukaryota; Dinophyceae; Suessiales; Symbiodiniaceae
Source: the annotation of a GenBank genome assembly
AUGUCGCAGGCCGGCAAGGUGCAGUGCCGAUUCGGCUCCGCAUGCGCUCGUCUCGACUGUUGGUUCGAACAUCCUUUGGGCCAUUCGCCGGAAGGGGUCGAGCCGAUACCUUGCCGGUUUGGUGUUAAGUGCCACAGACCGGACUGCCGAUUCUCGCACCCUGUGGAACAUGACCCGUCUGAAGUUCUGCCACCUGACUGUCACUUUGGAGCUGCCUGCUACCGUGUCGGAUGCCCAUUCAAGCAUCCUGCUGUGCAAACCGUUACCAGAGAUGCUGCCUCAGAGAAACGCAUUUGCGUGUGGUUCCAGAAGGGCCACUGCAAAAAUGGCUCCCAGUGUAUCUUCCAGCAUGUACAGCAAGAGCGUGAUGCAAAUGUCCUGGUGGUCCGGAAUCUUCCAAAGUCGGGGGACCCCUUGUUGCUGGAGAACGAGAUCUUGGCCUACUUCAAGUCCUUCGGGUAUGUCUCGCGCAUUCAGGUCAAGACCGACCUAGACAAUCGUUGCCGCGGCUUCGCCUUCGUGAUAUUUGCUGAUGCAUGCUGUGCAGCUGAUGCCUUGGCUAGCAACCACCCGCACUGGGAUAUACGGCUUAAGACGGAGUUGCCAAUGUACAUAGAAGGUACAAUGAAGACGAGCCCUAAAGCUGCUCUUCCGGAGCGUGUGCGGGGGCAAGCUCGCUUGCCUUUCACUGCCCGCGAUCGGGUUCUGCUUGUUGGCGAGGGCGAUUUCAGCUUCGCUGCUACGGCCGUGAAGUUGGGGCUCCUUGGCACUGCGCACUGCUGCGCAUGUUCGAAGGAACCUCCGCGGGAUGCGAAACAUCUACUGCAACUGGCCAAGGAUGGCAUGCGGUGUCUCACUGAUAUUGAUGCCACGCGGCUGGCGGAAGCAUCCCUCACGGGAGCUUUCGAUGUGGUGGUCUUCAAUUUCCCACACACUGGCGAGCCCAAUGUCGAGGCAAAUCAGACCCUCCUGAAAGGUUUCCUGGGAAGUGCCACGACAAGUCUCCGAGGAAACGGCCGCAUUGCAGUCACGCUGAAGCAGACGUGGCCUUACACAGAGUGGGAUUUGGAGGCUUGUGGAGCUUCGGUUGGGCUGAAGGUGGUGGAUGCUUAUCCUUUCCCAGCACAACUCCUGAUCGAACGACGCGACGACGGACAACAUCCCUCACAAAGUGGAACACUUGCGCUCGGCGAAGACGGUGGAAUUUGUGCGCGUGUGAGCGAGACACUGGCAAUUAGGAAUUCGUGA